AUGGCUGAACCAAACUUCUUUAGCGAUCUCAUCACAAGCAAGUCUGUCAGUCGCCACAACAUGUGGAACGGCAUUGACAAUCAAGGGCGUAGCAGGCCUGGAGUCCAUCAGAAUGCAUACGCUCCCAACGUGAGGCACCUCAACUAUGUCGCUUCUUCUGGAACGUCACCAGGCCUCGUCGUCCGGCAGGGUCCGAGCCAAUCUCAUCCGCUUCCAGAGGUGGUAGAUGACGAUGAAGACGAUUAUGAAGAUGAUAUCGUCUUGGCGGAUGAAAGCGAGCUGGAAGAUGCUGAACCUUCCAAAGAGGUGGACGAUGCUUCCGCGAAGAAUCAUGAUGCAGCUAGUACGGAUAUGGAAGACAAAGAAACACUUUUACUUGCGCGAAAAUUUGGCCAGGACUCACGAGCUAAACGAUUGGCAAAGAAAGUCGAGAUUGAAAAGAAUAGUCACAAUCAGUUGAGUUCUCAGAGUAUGGAUAUGUUAGAAUCUUUGAAAGCAUUGAAGGAAUCUUCAAACAUGAGGAUCAUGGAUGUGGCUUACCGAGUGUUUGAGGGAAUCAAUCGCGAGCUGGAUAAAGCCAUCGCUUUUGGAAAGGAAAAUCGGAGUGUCACAUUUGGAGGAGAAACAACAUCAGAUCGAAUGGUUCCGAGGAAUCAUAACGGGCGUGCUUGUGAUUCCUUGUCGCAGACGACGUUGGGGCUGAUACUCGGAGAAAAGGCUGGGAUGCAGUGCACCAUUUUGGACUUCGUUCCUGGAUCUCCAGGAUACCUCAACGACAAGAUUCGAAAGGGUGACAUCAUCCGCCGGGUAAAGGUCCUGAUCGCGCGUACAGACUCGCUGACGGAGUCUUGGCACGCUUGCCAGGUCAACGACGUUGAAGCGAAUGCAGAGAACAUAGAGGCAUUGCUGCGUGGUAACGAUGUUCCUGGAACGACAGUCGGGCUGUUGAUUGAAAGAAGAAGCCGAAAAAGACCGUUUGACGUCAACCUGACCAGAGCUCCUGUCAGUUUUGUUCAGUCGAAAUCUCAAGUACACGAGAAGUUACAGCAACUUGCAAAUGCGGCGAGUCUGACGGGAGAGGAAGCUCCUAUUGAGAGCAAUUCUCUGCUUCGGGACAUCAGGAAACAGAUUGAUUCCAUUGAUCGCGAAUACAUGGAGAAGGAGCACGUCCUGCAUCCGAACCAUUACAACUCAAAGAUGCAGCUUCUCAGUGAAGCUACUGAGGAGUUAGAACUGUUGAAGGCUGAGAAAACAAGCCCAGAGUCCAACGCGAUGACUGAUGAACCAAAUGUCGACGGAAAAGAGGCCCAGAUCGAUGGGGCACCUAGUUCAGCGGAACUCGAAAGGCUCAAAGAAAUCAUAAAAGAAAGAGAUGCCAACGAAGCAUCUCUGAGAGGAGAACUUGAAGCUUUGGCAAGUCGUGUUAAAGAAGAAGAAAAGCGUCAGAAUUCUAUUGAGAAUGAGCUCGGAAAUUGUGGCGGUCAAGUAGCAAGACUAGAGAGUGACUUGGUGCACAUCAGGUCUGAGAUGUAUAGACUGAUGGACACUGAAGCAAAGGUUCGAUUGCUUACAAUCAGCCAGGAGACAGAGAUUGAGAGAUUGAGCGCUGAGUUGCAAUCAUUGCACUGCCUGAAAGAGCAGAACAUCCAACUAGACUCCGAGGUCAUGUCAAGAGACAUCACCAUCUCGGAGCUCGAGACGUGUUUGAAACAGCUCGAAUCCGAGAUCGCUGACUUGCGGUCUCAGCUGCAGGCCAAGGGCGAGGCCGGCAGCGCUGAGUCAGCGAUCUCGGAGGCACAGACGAAGGAAGACUUGGAGAAGACGGGGAGACUCCGCGAGUUGGAAAAGAUUGUUGAAGAGUUUCAAGUGACCAUCAUGCGACAAAGAGCUGACAUCGCCAUCGAGGAGCUCGCCAAGAUCCGCAAAGAGAACAUGCGGCUGUCCGAAAGCAUCGAGGAGCUGCACUCCCUCCGCCAACGAAACUCUACUCUUGAGACCGAGCUGGAGCAUAACGUCGGCGUCCAGCUGAGUGAGUUGCAGAAGUCGCUGCAGGGAGGAACGUCGACACAGGCACAGGGAGGGGCGAGCAUGAGUGCGCUCCUCCGGAACCUGCAGCGAGUAGAGCAGGAGAACCAAGAGCUCACGCGCAAACUGGAGCAGGAGAGAACCAACGUGAUGGAGCUAAGGGUGCUGCAAGACCAGUACGGGGCUGAGCGAGAGGCGCUGCUGGUGGAGCUCAACGGGGCGACGUCUGAGAGUCGCCUGGUCACUCUGAAAGCCAACCACGCCUCUGCUGCCAACUACGCGCUGCGCAUGGAGCUGGAGGAGGCGAAGCGGAAGAUUCAGACGCUAGAGGCUCUGAGCGAGGCAGAGCACUGGUUUCAACCCCCCGCACUCCGCCAGAGCUACGAGGCCUCUCACUCGCAAGGCCCCCGGACGUGGCGGCGAGAGGCGCAUGAGGAGGGGCUGCAUCGCGUGCAGUUCGUUCAAGUGCCGUACCAGCAGAGCUCGACGGACUCGACGGGCCGGAGGUCUCAAGACGUGCCGGUCAAGUUCGUGACGAGACAGUGA
Molecule: messenger RNA, 2571 nt
Organism: Guillardia theta CCMP2712
Lineage: Eukaryota; Cryptophyceae; Pyrenomonadales; Geminigeraceae
Exons: 17
Coding region: 1-2571 (856 amino acids)
Source: RefSeq, a predicted model, not a curated record